This is a messenger RNA of Salvelinus fontinalis (brook trout), 6074 nucleotides long. It is a transcript of the gene prmt2ip, whose product is annotated as chromosome 9 C15orf39 homolog. The coding region runs from base 1484 to 5992 and encodes 1502 amino acids. The record is from RefSeq and is a predicted model, not a curated record. The transcript is spliced from 6 exons. Lineage: Eukaryota; Metazoa; Chordata; Actinopteri; Salmoniformes; Salmonidae.
ACUUCGAGCAGUUAACAGCACAGAUGCUGAAAACAUAUCGUUCAUACUACAAUGUAUAUACGGCAUACAAGGCAAUUUAGUUCGCGUUCAGGCUUCUAAUUGUUUGUCCCGACAUGUGAGUGAAUGACAUCAUUUUGUCUGGUUAAACCUCGCCGUGCAAUCGGGAGCAGCAUGUGAAUUUUCGAUUCGUUUAUCUGACUUCUGAGUGUUUAAUGGAUUCUUUGCGGGAACUUUGUUCAGUAGCCUACUCAGAAUAAAGAGGUCACGAUUGCUUAGAGAAUAUUUUGUUGAACUUCAGUGACCCAUUGGUGCACGCAGCCACGUGAAAAGUAACGCUGAUACUUUGUAUCGAUGGAUUCAAUCAAAACUGUCGCAACAACUGCCGCGUUCAAAAUAACUGGGAACGCGGAACACUCCGACUUCAGUUUUUUCAAGACAAAUGAGAAAUUACAAAAAACGAGCUCCCACUGGGAAAAUUCGUUUUGUACGGUCAUCCAACUCGGAAUUCCAAGAUAGGAACUCGGCAUCUUUCUGUGGCUCUGACUUUCCGACCUGAAGAUCACUGACGUUAUGAUUUUUCCAGCGGUCUUGGAAGCGCCAAACUUCCACUAGAGUACGUUUUGCAUAGCCUGGUGCCCGGUUGGAUGGAGAUGUCACGUAAUGACCAAUGGAAUGGUCUAAAUAAUUUAAUUCCGCCCAACCGGUGCACCGGGCCAUGCAAAGCGGAUCCGCCCAUUGUAGCGGGUUGAACCACCUGUGUCCACAUGCACGAAACUCAGACAUUUCCGACUUGCUAAUUGGUUGUAGUUAUACACCUGCUGCGUUCAACCAGUUAGAAAGUCAGACAUGUUGUGAAUUUGUCAAUGUCAACAACAAAAAAAUAAGCAAAUAUUUGUUUCUCAAUUGCAUUGAUAUAAAUGUAUUUCAAGUCCAUCUCAGAAAUGCAUACUCGUUUCAGAUUCUCCGAGCCGUGACACGGUAGGCGUACCCCAUUACCACAAUGUUACCAAAAUGUAUGGGGGCUCCUCGUCCAUUGAUGGACUACGGGAGCACAACAUUCUUCCUUAUAGUCCAAGGUUCUUACAUCUUCUAGUUCAAGGAGAAUUGGCUCUGGAAACUAAAACAGCUAAAUACUCCAUCUAAACAUGAAUCGAUCUCAAAUGUGGGACGGUUCUAGAAACAACUCCCUCUACUUUCAAAUCACAUCAAAAAUAAUGUCAUGAAGGGAAAAUACAUUUACUGCUCACUGUUUUAACCUGUUGUAACAGUUGUAGCCGACAGUAUUUGUCAGUGACGACGCGUUCGUGGUGUCUGUCUUCCCUUUACACACAGGUGUUCAGAGACGCAGAUGGCUAAUUAGCACAGAUAGUCAGUCCUCUGUCUUCCGUAAACAAGCGCUGUAACAUGGAAAUAUGCCCGUGUGGGAACCUUAACCCUAUAAAGAUCCUGGUGUCUUAUCGGACCACCACAGAGUCAACACGCGAUGAGCAACAGCAGUAAACGAGUCCAGCCAAGCUUCACUGUCGCCCCGGUGGUCCAGAGCAAGAUGCCUCGGCUGGAAGGGCCCAUCAUUGGUAGUGUGGCGUCUACAGAGGCAGGAGGGCUCUCUAAACCGGCCGGCCUGGCUCACUACCCCUCUGCCCCCCACCACACACCCCAGACCCAGGCUCUACAGAACAACAGGGCCUACUUCACCUAUGACCUCAGGGGUCACGACCUCUCUGACCCUGACCUCCGACCUUCCUGGAGCCCUUCUAAGGGGUUGCUGCUGAGCAGGAGUAAUGUGGGGUGUUCCCCUCAGAGCGCGGAGGAGGGGUCUUUACGAAACCACAUAGUUUACAGCAGGGCAGAGAACAUGACUUUUUCUACUGAGAGUAGUAGUGUUAGUGGUAAUCGUAGUGGUAGUAGUGGUGGUGGUGGUAGUAACUCUGUCUCUGCUGCUGCUCAGGACACUCCAGCCAAGCAGGGUUUUACCUACUACACCAGGAGCCCAGGCGGGCUGAGGAGUCCCACCAGCGGCCCUGGGACCAUCGCUAUGCCCAUUGCUGUGAGGAAGCAGCCUCCUGUUGGAGGUGUUAGCCUCUCCCCUCAGUCUGAGAACUCUGUCUGUCUUGGUCUGGCUGUUCCCAAUCCGCUCUACGGACACCCCUCCCCCUGCUGUUCAGAGCUGGGCUGUACUGUAGGACAGAGGCACAGUCUGGAGCAGAGGGGGGGAGUACACAGGAUCCAUCCCCCUCUUAAUGUGUAUGAGGGGUGGAUGUAUAGUCCAAGCUCACACCACCCCAGGGCUCUGCAGCUGGAGCACGGUGUUGAGAUAGAGAGACUAUCAGACAGACUGCCUCUGAAAGAUGUCAAGGACCACCAACAGCACCCCAGUGGAAUUCCCAACAGAGCACCAUCAGCACAACGGUUCCCUGUCUUCAUGGAACCAACCUACAGCAUUGGUUACCCAUGUUCCCCCGCCCGUGCCAUACUAGGCCCCUCCUCAUUUAUAUGUGACCCCCCCCCUUCGCGGUUAAGCGCCUCCCCCUAUGGGGCUGAUCAAUGCCAACGUUUACAAAUCCCCUCCAAACGUCCAACCUAUCACAGCUUGGUCUCUUCCCACCCCUCUUGCCCUUCCUCUCACCCCUCCUGUCCUUCCUCCUGCUCUUCCUCUCACCCCUCUCACCCCUCCUCCCAUCCCUCUCACCCCUCCUCCCAUCCCUCUCACCCCUCCUGCCCUUCCUCCUGCUCUUCCUCUCACCCCUCCUCCCAUCCCUCUCACCCCUCCUGCCAUCCCUCUCAUCCCUCCCACGCUACAACAUACAAACCCAUGACCCCUUCGCACCAUGGCGUUCCGGUGACGUCACAGGUUUAUCAGGGCCGCUCUCCUCCCAGUGUGGCCAAAUACAGCCAGCUCCCAGUCACACAGCCCAUGUUUUACUACCGUCCUCAGGCAAAUGUGGAGGGAGAGAGUGACAGUUGUGGAGCAGGGUUUAAAGAUGCAGGAGGAAAGCACCGAGACUGGGAGGAUGUUAUGGUCCCUAAUGGUUCUAAACGACCCCUACCGCCAAGUUCCUCCCAGACAGGACCCCACCUAGCUACUCAUCUUCCCAGCACAUCAAACCCCUCCCUCUACCUUGUCACCCAGUCUGUGUACAGUACUGAUGUCCCCAUGUCUAGCCACACGGCUCCUAGUAGCCACCCAUACCUCAGGAGUUUUGACCAGCCCUCCUAUCAUCAAUUGUACAGGAUGCCCCUGAAUGCAGCAGGUCAGAUGAGAGUCCCUGCUAUAGCCCCAGAGAGACCCUGUGCCUCUCCAUCUCCUCCCAGCAGCCUACAGCAGACUGAGAGACCCCUGGACUACUCCCUGUCUCAGUACAGAUCUCUAGUUACCUCUCCUCAGGUCUCCUCCCCCAGGAGACACCACCUAUCUCAGGGACACUUUGACUCCACACUCCCUGGAGCCCCACUGACUGUCUCCACCACACUGUCACGGGUUGACUAUGGCCAUCACAACCACCCGGCCAACCACCACCACCACAGCAACAACCACCAUGCUACUACAGCCAUGUGUACCACUGCUGCAAACUUUGGCAACCACCACCACCACACAACUACAGCCAACCAGAAUAACCACCAACACACAACUACACGUAACCAUCACAACACUACGUGUCAGGGAGUGACUGGUUCUAUUGUAGUGCGGCUGAGAGGCAGCCCUGGCCCUCAGUCUAAUGUGCAUGGAGACAUGAUCACUACUGGUACAGAAACCCUGAAGAGAUGUGUCUCUGACUCAGACCGACCCAUCAACAUAGACUCUCCCUCCCCAAAACACACACAGGACAAUGGGGAGGACGUCAUUGAAGUGGAACUGUAUCAGAAACGACAGAAGAUGAAGGUCAACGGAGAUGGAGGAGGACUAGAUAGCUGUCAGUCUCCCUCUCCUCCCAUGCCAGUCAUCAACAAUGUUUUCAGCCUGGCUCCAUACAAGGCUUACCUAGAGGCUGCUGGCAUGCUGUCACCACCUGUUAGAGGAUCUCAGAGAACUGACCACGAUCCUUCUGGACACUGUGUGUUCAAACCUGAGACCCAAUCAGACCCUCACAGACAUCAUCAACACAGACAGGAAACAGGCCCUACAUCUGACCCACACAGGCCUGAGAGAGACCCUAAACGAGAGGAAGAGAAGCCUGUAUCAAUCAAUCACAGGAUUGAUAACCAUGUAGUCCGACCAGCCUCAGAACAGCAGAGGCCUGUAGUCGAGCAGAGGAUUCUGGGUACUGUAGUCAGAUCAGACACUACACAGAAGAAACCUGUAGUGUCUGUUUUUAGUGAACCACUGCAGGAACCAGAGAGGGAGGUGGACGUGAAGACUGAUGACGAUUUGCAGAUUAAAGUGGUUAAGGAAGAGGAGGAGGAGGAACCACCACAGGAACCAGAGAGGGAGGUGGACGUGAAGACUGAUGAUGACAUGCAGACUAAAGUGGUUAAGGAAGAGGAGGAGGAGGAACCACCACAGGAACAGCAACCAGAGAGCGAGGUGGAUGUGAAGACUGAUCACGACAUGCAGACUAAAGUGGUUAAGGAAGAGGAGGAGGAAGAGGACGAGAUGGAGGCGGCAGCAGCAACAGAGACGAGUGUGUUUGUACAUGAUCUCACCGUGGGUGUUAUUAAGAAAUGUGAAUCUGAUAAACUGGACAGUAAAUUGUCAAUAGCGUCAGAUAAAUAUAUUUCUAUUAUGUCGGCUACAGAUGUGUCUCAAUGCAAAGCAGAGACUUCAAAUAGAUGUGUGAUGGAGGGAUCUUUUACUUACAACGUGCACCACCACCAGCCCCAAACUCAGCACCAGCCCCGGUCCAAUCACCAACCAUCCCAGCCCCGGUCCAAUCACCAACCUAACCACCAUCCAUCCCAGCCCCUGUCCAAUCACCAACCUAACCACCAUCAAUCCCAGCCCCUGUCCAAUCACCAACCUAACCACCAUCCAUCCCAGCCCCUGUCCAAUCACCAACCUAACCACCAUCAAUCCCAGCCCCUGUCCAAUCACCAACCUAACCACCAUCCAUCCCAGCCCCGGUCCAAUCACCAACCUAACCACCAUCCAUCCCAGCCCCUGUCCAAUCACCAACCUAACCACCAUCCAUCCCAGCCCCUGUCCGACCACUAUCCACCCAAUCCGCCCCAGCCACACCUUCGCCCCAAAUCAUCCACCCCUCCCCAAUCCACCAACCCAGCCGCCACCAAACUGAACCUUCAAAACAUCCCUCCUCAAUGUCUCAAACUAUCCACCUAUAAGAUCGUCCUGCCAGAUAACAUGCUCCGGGCUGUUGCUCCCUCUCCCUGCUCGACGGAGGUCCCACAGUCACCCACUGACCCUACAGCUGUAGCCAAAUCUCUUUCAGACAGCAGCUCCCGACCAGCCAGACAGCACUUCCUAGAGCUGCACCUCUUACUUUGUAACCUGGUUUCCAGCUGUGUGUCCCACACCCCACCCACAGAGCUCCAAACCUGGCUGUCACAGCUGGACAUCUCCCUUACCGCCAUUUCCCCACCCAAGGCCCAGAAGGUGACCUCUCUGCUGGGUUCUGAGGCCAGGGAGGUGUGGUUGAGGGGACCAGAGACCCAGGCUGCCCUCCAGAAUGUGCUCCAGAGACUGGGACAGUAUGUUGCCCAGAAGCAGUGUCCCUUCCCCCAUGUGAUGAGGGCAGGCGCGGUGUUUGUUCCCAUGCUGGUGGUCAAGGAGCUGCUCUUCCCUCAGGUCCAGGGGGCCUACAUCGACCAGGUUCUCCAGGAGCACAAGGUGGAGUUGAGACCUACCACCCUGUCUGAGGAGAGACACUUGGUGACGCUGCAGAAACGACCAUGUUCCUCCAAGCUCCGCAGGCUCCUGUCACUCAAACACCUGCCUAACAUCUACCCUGACGUUCUCAACCUCUACUAUCACAGCUGUGUCUGCAAGAGCCUGGAGUCGCCGUCACCUGAUGCUCCCCAAACGACAGCCCAGGUGUAGAGCCAUGUGACGUGGCCAGGACACCAGAAGGAGCGCUGUGUUCAGCGGACCGUUGGAAAAGCUCUGCCAGUGGACCAUGUUC